GAGGAGGUUUCAAUUGACCUCUGUUUCUUCGCGAUUGCCGUUUGGGUCGAACGUAAUUUUUGGUUGCGGUCUGUUAUAGGCGUAAAAUGUCGCGUUUCGAACGCGUAGCGAGGUUUUGUAGACAAAUUUAUGUUUCCCAAGGGUCUGUUUCCACGAACUGUUGCUACAGCAGAGCGAGUGUUUUCGGAACACCCGACAAAAUCCCAGCAAGAUUUCUGCACUCAACAUGUCCGCUGGCGAAAACCGACGACAGGAAGGCCAUGAUGGCGUCGCUGCCAAAGAAAGACGAAGGAACUCAGGGCCAUCGCUCAGUGGACAUCGAUUCAGUGCAUGUUACGGGCUCGCUGUUUCCAGACAUCGACACCCCCAACAUGCUCUUCGACGGAGUGCGGUUUGCAGACCUACCAAUAUGCCACGUGCGGUGCUCCAUGAAUAACACUAUAAUACAGAUAACAGAUGCCAAAGGUGCUCCACUUUCCCUCAUGAAAUCUGGGGGCACUGAGGGCUACAAAAAUGCGCGGAAAGGCACAACGGUCGCAGCUCAAGCGGCAGCGAUGAGCAUCUCAUCGGCUGCGCGCUCUCGAUCAAUCGACACAGUAAGGGUUGUCGUCAGGGGCCUGGGACCUGGAAGAUUGGCAUCGGUCCAGGGACUUCAGAUGGGUGGACUGAACAUCGUGUCCAUCACCGACCGGACAUUCGCCCCCCACAAACUGUACCAGCGGCCACGAAAGGCAAAGAGACUCUAGUCUGCACGCCGCCUGUACUUGUGGAAUUUUGUUCCCCCUAUAGAUACUUGUAAAUAAAAUUAUUUGAAUGCACAAA
Messenger RNA from Ornithodoros turicata, 822 nucleotides. It is a transcript of the gene mRpS11, whose product is annotated as small ribosomal subunit protein uS11m-like. Bases 87 to 746 code for a protein of 219 amino acids. Gene Ontology annotation, molecular function: structural constituent of ribosome. Gene Ontology annotation, cellular component: mitochondrial small ribosomal subunit; ribosome. Lineage: Eukaryota; Metazoa; Arthropoda; Arachnida; Ixodida; Argasidae. Gene Ontology annotation, biological process: mitochondrial translation. The record is from RefSeq and is a predicted model, not a curated record. The transcript is spliced from 6 exons.